GUGGCGGCAGUCGAUGGCGGGUCGGGUGUCGGCACUGGCCGGGGCACGGAGCGGGCCGCCCGGCGGCUAUGGAGGGCGGCCCGCGCGGCCGGCGCGCCGCCAGCACCGCUCUGCUGGCGGCCCUCGUCACCACACUGCUGGCAGGAACACCGUCAGCCUCCGCCGAGCCCAGCCAGGAAUACUCUGUAUCCGAGUUGUGCAAGCACCGGUUUCGGCAGACGCUGAACCAUGUCAUUGACGGAGCGACACUCCACUCGAAGAACGAGCGCAAUCUCGACUGCAAGCUGACAUUUCAGACUGAGACGGUUCUACAGAGGUUUAUGGUGCGGUUCGACUACCUGCAGUUGGACUGUAACGACCACCUCUACAUCCACGACGGAGCGCACGCCAUCGAUGGAAAGUAUAAGGCGGACCUGUCGUGUCGAAACACGAAGGAGUCUGUGGGCACGCUGUACACUCGGAGUAACCAUCUGACGCUCGAGUACAAAACGGACGCCUGGGGCACCAGCAAAAAUGGGUUCCGAAUGGUCAUCACGGCGUUCAAACACGUCACAAAGGAUAUGGUCGCGUGCGACCAGUUUCUGUGCGACGACCACUGUAUCUCCAGUGACCUGCUGUGUGACGGGGUGGUCCACUGUCUGCACGGAGGCGACGAGUCGGUCAUCGCCGGCUGUGUCGACGCCGGCCUGGGGACCAUGUUUGGUCUGGAUCAGACCAUGUUCCUGGGCGCGGCCGCCGGCGUCGCGGGCGUCAUCAUAAUCGUCGUCAUCAGCGUCAUCGUCUGCCUGUGCCGCCGCCGCCGCCGGCGCCAACGUCAUCCAAACAACGGAACAGUCAACAACACCUACCAGAUGGCUUCCGUGAACUACUCGGGCUCGAACGGCACUCGGGCAGGCACCGAGAAGCAGCCGUUUUCGGAAAACUGGCUCCACCCUGCGGUAUGGACGGGGUUCCCUCUCAGCGCGCACUGCUCACCGUCAAGGUCAAAACGCCGGGGUCAGACAGCGACCCCGCCGGCCAGAAGGAUGAGUGGUUCGUGUGAGGGGUGGCGCCGCCGCAGGGGGGCGAGGUCGGCUGACCCCAGCCGACCUGCCCAGGAGUCAGCGGUUGCGGCAGCGGUGGCGGCGGCCGACCGGCUAGCCGGCUGGGCUCGCUUCUUGGUCAUCUGAGCGGCUCGACGCCAACAAGGCUCGCUUCUUGGCCGUCUUAGCGGAGAUGUACCGCGCCGGGUUCAACCGAUCGGCGGUUAACGUCUCCGUACGGUGGCAAACGUCGGUGAGCAAGUGACUGAAGCGGCCGCUCGAACGCGACCGGAGCUGCUUCAGGAGGCGACGAGCGCUCGCCGACAGCUGCUCACUCGGCGCGUGAACCGCGAGUCAUGGAGUCGUUGGAGUCUUCGGAAGAGUUGGAGUCCAUGGAACCUGCACAGAUCCCGACCCGACUCCAACCCGACUCGAGGCUCCAGACGACGAUCGCUCCCGGUGUAACUGCGAGUCGCGUGUGCUCGAGGGCAGACCGCGGCCCGCUCGAGUAUCGAGAGCGGAAUCGCGACCCAGCGCGUCCGUGCACUUCAGUGUGAGCGGUGUGACUAACUGCAUUUACCUGUGUCACAUCCGUCACCCUCUGGACAGCGGAGAGCCCGCAUCAGUGUAGUCACUAACUCCAAAACUCCACUCACUAACUCGCUGCGAGUGAGCCAAGUGGGCGUCAGCCGCCGCCACCGAGAGACGCCACAGUUUCGGUGAACGUGACCGUGCGAGCGCGUGCACAUACUGCGUGUCUUGCACACUGUGAGACGUGUGUGUCAGUAUGAGAAGCCCGCCGCAUCGCACAACCGGACAAAACUGUGUAGAUGCAGGAGCUAUCGCGACCGCGCGGGCCGCUGCUUUGUGCGCUGUGUGCAGUGCGGUGCGGGCGACGUCUGUUUAUGCGUGUGUGUGCGUGUUCGGAGCGUGUCGAGUGCGUUCCUAGCUUGUUGCGUGUGUGCGUUUGUGCGUAUCUGCGCGUGUGCGUGCCCCUGUGCCUGCUGGCUAGGACUGUGUCUCAUCCUGCGCCGCCGCGCCAGAGCACAUAACUUAGGUAGAAGAUGGCUUUAAUAGUGAUCGACCCUCGCCCUGCCGGCUCGCCGAACUAAACUCGGCGCCGUGAGCGGAAUCCGCAGUGGAGCUAUCGGUCGGUAGUCAUGACAACGUGUGUGAUAUAGACACCUCUCGGCGGCCGAAGCUAAAUUUUCAGAAAAAAAAGCAACGGUGUGCGCCGGCUCGUCCCAUGCUUGUAGGAAGCUGUCCCGAGCGGUGGAAAGCACCAAUAACUGUCAUAUCAGCCUAGUCAUAUCCCCGCGGCCGACAAUACGAGAAGCACACUCUCGACUUUCACAAGUUGUAUACGGGGGAGGGAGACGACUUUUCGAUCCAUUUACGGCGUUUUGGUGUACUGUAGGCCGUCGCGCGAGCGCUGAGUGCUGGGUAGAGAAGAGAAGCACCGCGGGGAGAGAAGGGAGCACCGCCAUCUGAGAUUGCACGCUGUCAUCGGGAGCCGGGGAAGCGCCACACCCGGGUUAGAGUGUGAGGAACUUUGGGAUAGAGUGCGGACGAAACUGCCGGUAUGCCCCGAACAGCAAGGCUUGAGCUCAUCGAAUCCGAACCCUGAAACAAACCAUGGGUGACCUGAGUGACGGUGUGUCAAAUGCAGAGCAGACUAUUUUUCUAAGCGAGAGCACUAUUCACUUGAACAAGUGCUUUCACUAAGGAUGCCUGUCCGCAGCUGAACCUUCCGUCAGGUCACCGAUGGCUUGUGUCUCAGAGUUCUCCGGUGUAGCCCACUCGGCAGUGAAGUCAUCACGACACCUAAUAGUGACGUCAUCACUGUAUCCAGGGAGUGACGCCACCGCGGCUUCGGGGCGGCGCAGCUCAGUCAUUCUGAGCCCAGUCAGUGUAUAGUUACAUUUCCGUGUUGAGUUUUUGUAAAUUUGUAUCGAGACGUUCUUGUGUGUAGCGCACGAAUCUCCAGCUCGAUGAACAGACACCACCAAAAAUAAAACAGGGAAAUACA
Amphibalanus amphitrite is the source of this 3051-nucleotide messenger RNA. RefSeq lists its product as uncharacterized. NCBI's taxonomy places the organism in Eukaryota, Metazoa, Arthropoda, Thecostraca, Balanomorpha, Balanidae. The coding region runs from base 69 to 1169 and encodes 366 amino acids. The transcript has 8 exons. The record is from RefSeq and is a predicted model, not a curated record. Gene Ontology annotation, molecular function: protein binding.